GUUUGUUGUGCUGUUCAUGGAUGACCUGGGCCAUAUUUCCCAGUGGCACUCCAUUGUGGCCGGAAGUCUGGCAGGCAUGGUUUCCAUGAUUGUCACAUACCCUACAGACCUCAUCAAAACCCGGCUGAUUGUGCAAAACAUGCUGAAACCAUCUUACAGGGGGAUUACCCAUGCUUUUUCUACUAUUUAUCAGCAAGAAGGGUUCCUGGCCCUCUAUCGAGGGGUGUCCCUCACUGUUUUAGGUGCGGUUCCCUUCUCUGCUGGCUCCCUUCUAGUUUACAUGAAUCUGGAGAAAAUCUGGAAUGGACCCCGGGAACGAUUCUCUCAGCUACAGAACUUUGCCAAUGGCUGCAUGGCUGCUGCUGUGAGCCAGAGUCUUUCCUUUGCCUUUGACACCGUGAAGAGAAAGAUGCAGGCUCAAAGUCCUUAUCUUCCCAACUGUGGAGGAGUAGAUGUCCAUUUCUCAGGAGCAGUGGACUGCUUCCGGCAGAUAGUGAAGACCCAAGGGGCACUAGGGCUCUGGAGCGGACUGACAGCUAACUUACUAAAGGUAGUUCCAUAUUUUGGAGUUAUGUUUAGCAUGUUUGAGUUCUGUAAGAGAAUUUUUCUUUAUCAAAAUGGUUACAUCCUGUCCCCACUGACCUAUAAACUGACUCCAGGGGUGGACCAAAGUUUGAAGCCCCAGGAGUUACGGGAAUUAAAGAAGUUUUUCAAACCCAGAACGGAAUCUAAAAAACCAACUCUGUAAAGCUGCUGGAACUUCACCGGUAGAAGACUUGGAGCAGUCACAGAUGAACAUGGCCUGUUACCUGUGAACAUCAGGAGGAAUGAGAGGGUAUUUCUGUCUGCUGUUCUUGGAAAUGAGACCACUAGGCCAUACAUUACCUCAGAACCCCAAAUUUUCCCUGUGAAUACCUGUACCUUGAAAAGCUUUUCUGACACUUCUCUGUCACAAUGGCACUCCACCAGACUUUAUAAGGAAGGCUAGUGGCAAUCAGAUGUACAGUUUACCCUCUGAGGAAAAACACCCUGGGAGGCAACAUUGCCACAACACUUCAGAGCACCUUGUAACUCAAGUAGCAGAGCAGACACAUGUCAGGAGCCCAGCUACAAGAGUCCAGGUGGAGGAAGCCAAGUUUCUCUCACUUGGACCUGUGGCUUCUCCACACAGACUUCUUAAACUCAUAGCUUUGCUGCCUUUGGAGAGCACAAACCACCAUGUAGGUUAGGCCUUAACAAAAACCCCAAAUGAAAACUUUUUGGGUUAUUUUUUCCCAAAUGAUCUUGCUACAAAGUCCAGGCUGCCUUCAGAGUCAUGAUCUUCCUGCCUAGACUCCCAGACAGUGGAUAUUGCAAGUGUGCACUGCAAUGCUCAUCUCUAGAACCCUCAUUCUUUAUUGAAACAUCAAGCACCCCAACCUUUGAAGCUUCUAUUUCAAGAAGGGAGUUUACCCCCAUGACUUCUUAAUGAUGCACUGACAUCCUGACUCAAGUCAUGCACAGUUCCAGCGGCCUCAAUUAUCUGCCUUUUUAACUUGCUUUGUAAGCCCAAUCUGAAAAUAAAUUAUUCAGUCAUCUUCGUUAUUCUCACAAGAUGUCCUAGUUGCCUAGAAAAGGAUAGAUAGAACAUAUGACACAUAUAUAUACCCCCAAAAUAGCAUGAAAUAAAAAUCCUUUAGGCUAAUCA
Messenger RNA from Cricetulus griseus (Chinese hamster), 1687 nucleotides. Lineage: Eukaryota; Metazoa; Chordata; Mammalia; Rodentia; Cricetidae. The record is from RefSeq and is a predicted model, not a curated record.